Molecule: messenger RNA, 672 nt
Organism: Acanthocheilonema viteae
Lineage: Eukaryota; Metazoa; Nematoda; Chromadorea; Rhabditida; Onchocercidae
Source: the annotation of a GenBank genome assembly
AUGCGUUCGAUUUGGAUCGCUGCAAUACUUUUCUCGUUCAUUACUGUAGGAAGAUCUGAUGUAAGUCGACAGGCAACAUUGAAAAAUCAAACAGGUGAAGCUCAUCGUUAUUACUGGAAUCAACCGUAUGAGUUACCACAAUGGCAAGCACAAGGUUGGGCAUUACCACAAAACUGGAUGCAACCACAAGGUGUUCCACCAUCACAAGGAUGGGCUUUACCACCAGGAGGAAUACCAAUGCCAGGAUGGGUACCAUCACCAGUACAACCAAGUCGACCACAAUUUUUAUGGACUCUUUUUGACGAUAGAAAUGUGUGUACAUUGGAUGCAACGAUAUUAGUUGUUUUGGAAAAUGAUGAAUCAACUGCAGCAGGUACGAAUGUUAAUGCGCAUUCACCAUCUUCAUAUUACAGUACUGAUUUAUCCUCCAAUGCAGUAAGGAUGGCAUGUGCAAAUAUAGCGACUACAUCCGCACAAGCAUGCACAUCUUGCUGCAAAAUGUCUUGCAAACAUUACACCGUAAGCACGGGAGAUGUUUAUGGAUUCCUAAUAAAUUCAACAAGACUCAUUGCCGGUCAAUUUCCAGAUAUCACGUUACCAUCAUUUCAACGAAUGGUUAGCUUCUCAAAUGCAUCAUUAAUUCGAGAAAAAAGUCCUCAAAAGACACUAUAA